Messenger RNA from Varroa destructor (honeybee mite), 1276 nucleotides. Its product is annotated as actin 403-like. NCBI's taxonomy places the organism in Eukaryota, Metazoa, Arthropoda, Arachnida, Mesostigmata, Varroidae. The record is from RefSeq and is a predicted model, not a curated record.
CGGUACGUGUUGCUGCUGCCCCAGUCUGCAGGACUAUACUCGGAACCAGAAUGUGUGACGACGACAUUGCUGCCCUGGUUGUGGACAACGGAUCGGGCCUGUGCAAGGCCGGGUUCGCAGGAGAUGAUGCUCCCCGCGCCGUCUUCCCGUCAAUUGUGGGUCGCCCGAGACACCAAGGUGUUAUGGUCGGUAUGGGUCAGAAGGACUCGUACGUCGGUGAUGAGGCUCAAUCGAAAAGGGGUAUCCUUACUCUAAAGUACCCCAUUGAACACGGUAUCGUCACUAACUGGGAUGAUAUGGAGAAGAUCUGGCACCACACCUUCUAUAAUGAGCUACGUAUCGCCCCUGAAGAACACCCAGUACUGCUUACUGAACCUCCCCUCAACCCUAAAGCUAACCGUGAAAAGAUGACACAGAUUAUGUUUGAGACCUUCAACACCCCCGCAAUGUACGUCGCCAUCCAAGCUGUGCUUUCCUUGUACGCCUCUGGUCGCACCACCGGUAUUGUGCUCGACUCCGGUGAUGGUGUCUCCCACACCGUGCCUAUCUAUGAAGGUUACGCUCUUCCACACGCCAUCCUCCGUCUCGAUCUUGCCGGUCGCGAUCUAACUGACUACCUUAUGAAAAUCCUUACUGAGCGUGGUUACUCGUUUGUGACCACGGCUGAGCGUGAGAUUGUGCGUGAUAUUAAAGAGAAGCUGUGUUAUGUCGCUCUCGACUUUGAGCAAGAAAUGGCCACCGCAGCCUCGUCUUCUUCCCUUGAGAAGUCGUACGAGCUGCCUGAUGGACAGGUGAUUACCAUCGGUAACGAACGUUUCCGUUGCCCUGAAGCUCUUUUCCAGCCCUCGUUCAUCGGUAUGGAGUCAUGCGGUAUUCACGAAACAACGUUCAAUUCGAUCAUGAAGUGCGACAUUGAUAUCCGUAAGGACCUGUAUGCCAACACUGUGCUCUCCGGUGGAACCACUAUGUACCCCGGUAUUGCUGACCGUAUGCAGAAGGAAAUCACCUCGCUGGCUCCCUCAACCAUGAAGAUCAAGAUCAUCGCUCCUCCCGAGAGGAAAUACUCCGUUUGGAUCGGCGGUUCCAUCCUCGCUUCUCUGUCCACCUUCCAACAGAUGUGGAUCUCAAAGGAAGAAUACGACGAGUCCGGCCCUGCUAUCGUUCACAGGAAGUGCUUCUAAGCGUCUUGUCAAAGCUAUUCUGGUACAUUGUUUUUGCUAUCAUAUGUUCACAAGUGGAGUUUGCCUUCCGCAUUCCAACAGUUGUUUAACUUCAA